Messenger RNA from Lasiosphaeria miniovina, 5583 nucleotides. RefSeq lists its product as uncharacterized. Gene Ontology annotation, cellular component: fatty acid synthase complex. The record is from RefSeq and is a predicted model, not a curated record. The coding region runs from base 1 to 5583 and encodes 1860 amino acids. Gene Ontology annotation, molecular function: fatty acid synthase activity; 3-oxoacyl-[acyl-carrier-protein] reductase (NADPH) activity; 3-oxoacyl-[acyl-carrier-protein] synthase activity. Gene Ontology annotation, biological process: long-chain fatty acid biosynthetic process. NCBI's taxonomy places the organism in Eukaryota, Fungi, Ascomycota, Sordariomycetes, Sordariales, Lasiosphaeriaceae. The transcript is spliced from 3 exons.
AUGCGUCCCGAAAUCGAGCAAGAGCUCGCCCAUACGCUCCUCGUCGAGCUUCUUGCCUAUCAAUUCGCCUCGCCCGUGCGGUGGAUCGAGACGCAAGAUGUCUUUCUCGCCGAGAAGACGGCUGAGCGGAUCGUCGAGAUUGGCCCCGCAGACACACUCGGCGUCAUGGCCAAGAGGACAUUGGCUGCAAAAUACGAAGCAUACGACGCUGCCAAGUCGGUCCAGAGGCAAAUCCUCUGCUAUAACAAGGACGCGAAGGAGAUCUACUACGAUGUCGAUCCGGUAGAAGAUGAGGCUGAGCCGGUUGCCGCCGAGGCCAGUGCUCUUGCUGCUGCUGGUAUCGCUGCUGCUCCAGUUGCUGCCGCGGCUCCUGCACCAAGUGCCGGGCCUGCUGCCCAGGUUCCAGACGCUCCUCUUUUGGCUGUCGAUAUUGUGAGGACCCUCGUUGCACAGAAGCUGAAGAAGCCACUUGGUGAUAUUCCAUUGAGCAAAGCAAUCAAGGACCUUGUUGGAGGUAAAUCAACUCUGCAGAACGAAAUCCUGGGAGACUUGGGCAAAGAGUUCGGGUCCACACCUGAGAAGCCCGAAGACACACCACUCGAUGAACUGGGUGCCUCAAUGCAGGCGACUUUCGACGGGAACCUAGGCAAAACCACCCAAGGCCUUAUCGCCCGUCUUAUUUCAUCCAAGAUGCCCGGCGGGUUCAACAUCACAACAGCGCGGAAAUACCUCGAGUCCCGGUGGGGAUUGGCCUCGGGCCGCCAAGAUGGCGCCCUCUUGCUAGCCAUCACUAUGGAGCCAGCAGGGCGCCUAGGCUCCGAAGCGGAAGCCAAGGCUUAUCUUGACGACGUCUCGCAAAAGUAUGCUGCAAACGCUGGCAUUAGCUUAUCGACCGCGGCCGCUGCUGGCCCUGCCGGUGGAGCUGGCGGCGGUAUGAUGAUGGACCCUGCUGCCAUUGAGGCCCUCACGAGCGACCAGAGGGCGCUUUUCAAGCAGCAACUGGAGAUUAUCGCGAGAUAUCUCAAGCUGGACAUUCGCGCCGGCGACAAGGCUUUCCAAGCGUCGCAGGAGUCCACCAAAGUACUUCAGACGCAGUUAGACCUAUGGACGACUGAGCACGGCGAUUUCUACGCCUCUGGGAUUGAGCCCGUCUUCAGCUCUCUCAAGGCCCGUGUUUACGACUCGUCUUGGAACUGGGUCCGUCAGGAUGCCUUGAGCAUGUACUUUGAUAUCAUUUUUGGCCGUCUCCAAGCUGUCGAUCGCGAGAUCGUGAGCCAGUGUAUCCGGAUCAUGAACCGGUCCAACCCUACCUUACUCGAGUUUAUGCAGUACCAUAUCGAUAACUGCCCGACUGAGCGCGGAGAGACAUACAAGCUCGCCAAGGAGCUGGGUGUGCAGCUGAUCGAGAACUGCAAGGACGUGCUUGCGGCCGAUCCCGUUUUCAAGGAUGUCGCCAUCCCUACCGGUCCCCGUACCACUAUUGAUGCCCGCGGCAACAUGAAGUACGAGGAGCUGCCCCGCGCGAGCUGCCGUAAGCUGGAGCACUAUGUCCAGCAGAUGGCUGAAGGUGGCAAGAUCUCGGAAUACGGCAACCGUACCAAGGUUCAGAACGACCUGUCCAAGAUCUACAAGCUUAUCAAGCAGCAGCACAAGCUUCCCAAGACGUCUCAGCUUGAGAUCAAGACGCUCUACGGCGACAUCAUCCGGUCGUUGGCCAUGAACGAGAGCCAGAUCAUCCCUAAGGACAACGGCAAGCCCAAUGCCGUUCCCAAGAAAGCCUCCAAGCCCAAGGGAAAGACGGAGACGAUUCCGUUCCUGCAUCUCCGCAAAAAGACUCAGCAUGGCUGGGACUACAGCAAGAGACUGACCAGUCUUUAUCUGGACUGCCUUGAACAAGCAGCCAAGGAUGGUGUUACCUUCGCUGGCAAAUAUGUGCUGAUGACGGGUGCCGGCGCCGGAUCCAUCGGUGCCGAUGUCCUCCAGGGUCUCAUAAGUGGCGGUGCCAAGGUCAUUGUUACCACCAGCCGUUUCUCACGUGAGGUCACUGAGUACUAUCAGUCCAUGUAUGCCCGGUUCGGCUCACGUGGCUCCCAGCUCGUGGUUGUUCCCUUCAACCAGGGCAGCGUGCAAGAUGUCAACGCCUUGGUCGACUACAUUUACGAUUCCAAAGCCGGCCUGGGCUGGGAUCUUGAUUAUAUUGUUCCUUUCGCUGCCAUUUCGGAGCAAGGCCGCCAGAUUGACGGCAUCGACUCCAAGUCUGAGUUGGCGCAUCGCAUCAUGUUGACCAACCUCAUCCGUCUUUUGGGCAACGUGAAGGCCCAAAAGGCCGCCCACGGCUUCGAGACCCGCCCUGCUCAGGUCAUCCUCCCCCUUUCACCCAACCACGGUACCUUUGGUAGCGACGGUCUGUACUCGGAGUCCAAGCUCGGACUGGAGACGCUCUUCAACCGGUGGUAUGCCGAGGACUGGGCCAACUACCUUACAAUCUGCGGUGCCAUCAUUGGCUGGACACGUGGUACUGGGCUCAUGUCUGGGAACAACAUCGUCGCCGAGGCAGUCGAGAACUUUGGGGUCCGCACCUUCUCCCAGCAGGAGAUGGCCUUCAAUCUGCUCGGCCUCAUGUCUCCGACUAUUGUGGAUCUUUGCCAGAAUGAGCCCGUGUUUGCGGACUUGAACGGUGGUCUCCAAUUCAUCACCAACCUCAAUGAGACCAUGACCAACCAGCGCAAGACCCUCAUGGAGACUAGCGAGAUUCGCAGAGCCGUCACCAAGGAGACUUCGGCGGAGAACAAGAUCAUCAACGGCGAGGACUCGGAAAUGCUCUAUAAGAAGAAGGUCAUCGAGCCGCGUGCGAACAUCAAGUUCGAGUUCCCCAGCCUUCCAGACUGGAAGGCAGACAUCGCCCCGCUGAACGACAAGCUCAAAGGGAUGGUCGAUCUCGAGAAGAUUGUUGUAGUGACAGGCUUUGCCGAGGUCGGCCCCUGGGGCAACUCGCGGACGCGCUGGGAGAUGGAGGCUCACGGCGAGUUCUCGCUCGAGGGCUGCAUCGAGAUGGCCUGGAUCAUGGGUCUCAUCAAGAAUCACAACGGGCCAAUCAAGGGCCAACCGUACUCUGGAUGGGUCGACGUUAAGACGGGCGAGCCUGUUGAUGACAAGGACAUCAAGCCAAAGUACGAGAAGUUUAUUCUGGAGCAUUCCGGUAUCCGCCUUAUCGAACCCGAGCUGUUUGGAGGAUACGACCCCAACAAGAAGCAGCUGCUUCACGAGGUUGUUAUUCAGGAAGAUCUCGACCCCUUUGAGUCAUCCAAGGACACGGCAGAGGAGUUCAAGCGCGAACACGGCGACAAGGUGGAAAUCUUCGAGAUCCCCGAGACUGGCCAGUACACUGUGCGCAUGAAGAAGGGCGCAUCCAUGUGGAUCCCCAAGGCGCUGAGAUUUGACCGCCUUGUUGCGGGCCAGGUUCCCACUGGCUGGAAUGCCAAGAAUUAUGGUGUCCCCGACGAUAUUAUUUCCCAGGUCGACCCGGUAGCCCUGUUUGUUCUCGUCUCGACAGUCGAGGCUCUUCUCUCGGCCGGUAUCACAGAUCCCUACGAGUUCUACAAGUAUGUCCAUGUCUCCGAGGUGGGCAACUGCGUGGGCUCCGGCAUGGGCGGCGCAGCUGCUCUCCGGGGAAUGCACCGCGAUAGAUUCCUCGACAAGCCUCUCCAGAACGACAUUCUCCAAGAGUCCUUCAUCAACACCAUGUCGGCUUGGGUGAACAUGUUGCUCAUCUCAUCGUCUGGCCCAAUCAAGACGCCAGUUGGUGCCUGCGCUACCGCUGUGGAGUCUGUCGAUAUUGGCUACGAGACCAUCAUGGAUGGCAAGGCUCGCAUCUGCUUCGUCGGCGGCUUCGACGACUUUGGCGAGGAGGGCUCGUAUGAGUUCGCCAACAUGAAGGCCACCAGUAACGCCGUCGACGAGUUCGCCCACGGGCGCACUCCCAAGGAGAUGUCUAGACCGACCACCACCACCCGAAACGGAUUUAUGGAGUCCCAGGGGUGUGGUGUGCAGGUCAUUAUGACUGCCAAGCUUGCUCUCGACAUGGGCGUCCCCAUCUAUGGUAUUCUUGCCCUGACGACGACUGCUUCGGACAAGAUUGGGCGGUCUGUUCCAGCGCCCGGCCAAGGUGUGCUCACCACGGCACGCGAGCACCCCGGCAAGUUCCCUUCGCCUUUGCUCGACAUCAACUAUAGAAGGCGACAGAUUGAGCGUCGUACGAAGCAGAUCGAGGACGACAAGGAAGCUGAGCUCCAGUACCUUGCGGCCGAGGUCGAGGCGCUCAAGGCCGAGGGCCGCUCGCAGACGGAGGUGGCCGAGUACAUCGCGGACCGUGCCAGGCACGUCGAGAAGGAGGCAGAGCGGCAAGUCAAGGAGGUGCUCCGCAGCUUUGGCAACAACUUUUGGAAGGGUGACGCGAGCAUUGCUCCUCUGCGCGGUGCGCUGGCCACGUGGGGUCUCACGAUUGACGAUCUCGGGGUUGCGUCGUUCCACGGAACGUCGACAAAGGCCAACGACAAGAACGAGUCGUCUGUGAUUUGCCAACAGCUCGAGCAUCUGGGCCGUAAGAAGGGCAAUACCAUUUUGGGUAUCUUCCAGAAGUACCUCACAGGCCACCCCAAGGGCGCUGCCGGUGCGUGGAUGAUGAACGGCUGCCUGCAAGUGCUCAACACUGGCCUUGUGCCUGGCAACCGCAAUGCCGACAAUAUCGACGAGGUCAUGGAGCAGUACGAAUAUAUUGUCUACCCGAGCCGGACGCUGCAGACGGAUGGCAUCAAGGCCUUCUCGGUCACGUCGUUUGGUUUCGGACAGAAGGGCGCGCAGGCCAUCGGCGUGCACCCCAACUACCUGUACGCGACGCUGGACGAGCAGACGUUCAACAAGUACCGGGUCAAAGUGGAGGCGCGGCAGAAGAAGGCGUACCGCUACACACACAACGGCAUGAUCAACAACACGCUGUUCGUUGCCAAGGAUCACUCGCCGUACACGGACGAGCAGCUCAGCUCGGUCCUACUAAACCCGGAUGCGCGCGUGACCGAGGACAAGAAGAGCGGGGAGCUCAAGUUUCCGACCGACUUCAUGAAGCUGUCGGAGAAGACUUCUACUGGCGCGCAGAACAAUGAGACGCUUGCGACUGUAAUGGGGCGGGAAGCGCGCAGGCUGGAGACGAUGACGACCAGGGUGGGCUUUGACGUGGAGGAAAUUUCGUCGGUCAAUUCCGACAACGAUACGUUCCUGGAGCGCAACUUUACAGAGGGCGAGAUGAAGUACUGCCUGGCGUCGGGGACAGGGCGGUCGCCGCAAAAGGCGUUUGCCGGUCGUUGGACGGCAAAGGAGGCCGUGUUUAAGUCGUUGGGCGUGGCGAGCAAGGGUGCUGGCGCUGCGGUGAAGGACAUUGAGAUUCUGUCGGACAAGAACGGGCAGCCGAUUGUCAAGCUGCAUGGAAGCGCCUUGGGGGCAGCAAAGAAGGCUGGCGUCAAGGGUGUGAGCGUGUCGAUCUCGUACACGGACACGCACGCUGCUGCCAUUGCGACGGCGCAACUCUGA